UUCCUGUAUCGUAACCCGGAAGUCCUGCUGCUGUGAAGAAAAUCGGGAGAACACGGUCCACUCGGCUGGUUCUUUCGGAUUCCGUUUGCUAAGCUUAGAAAGUUUGAGAGAAUGAGAGAGUACAUGAGCAUGUCCGAAACCUCUGAGGCGGGAAAGGAAAUGCCAACAAAAAAACAAAAAUUAAGUAGUGACGAAAAUAGUAAUCCUGAUCUUUCCGGGGAUGAAAAUGAUGAUGCAGUUAGUAUUGAGAGUGGGACAAAUGUGGAGCGUCCAGACACACCCACCAAUACAGCAAAUGCUCCAGGGAGAAAGAGCUGGGGAAAGGGCAAGUGGAAGUCUAAGAAAUGCAAAUAUUCCUUCAAGUGUGUUAAUAGUCUUAAGGAGGACCAUGGCCAGCCACUGUUUGGAGUCCAAUUCAACUGGCACAGUAAAGAGGGGGACCCUCUGGUUUUUGCAACAGUGGGAAGCAAUAGAGUUACACUGUACGAGUGUCAUUCCCAGGGAGAGAUAAGACUUCUUCAGUCUUAUGUGGACGCAGAUGCAGACGAGAACUUCUACACUUGUGCUUGGACAUUUGAUACAAGUACAAGUCAUCCCCUCUUGGCAGUGGCUGGAUCACGUGGAAUCAUUAGAGUGAUCAACCACAUCACCAUGCAAUGCAUCAAGCAUUAUGUGGGACACGGGAAUGCCAUAAAUGAACUGAAGUUUCACCCGAGGGACCCAAACCUCUUGCUGUCUGUCAGCAAAGACCAUGCCCUUCGUCUCUGGAACAUCCAGACUGAUACACUGGUGGCCAUAUUUGGUGGUGUAGAAGGUCAUCGGGAUGAGGUCCUCAGCGCAGAUUUUGAUCUUCUGGGAGAAAAAAUUAUGUCGUGUGGAAUGGACCAUUCUCUGAAGCUUUGGAGGAUCAACUCUGAAAGGAUGCAGAGAGCUAUUCAUGGUUCCUAUGAGUAUAACCCUUCAAAGACUAACAGACCAUUUGUCUCGCAGAAGAUUCAUUUCCCUGACUUCACCACAAGAGAUAUUCAUCGAAACUAUGUAGACUGUGUACGCUGGCUUGGGGAUCUAAUCCUUUCCAAGUCAUGUGAGAAUGCCAUUGUGUGUUGGAAACCAGGAAAGAUGGAAGAUGACAUUGACCAUGUCAAACCAAAUGAAUCAAAUGUGACAAUCCUUGGGCGCUUUGAUUAUAGUCAGUGUGAUAUUUGGUACAUGCGCUUCUCCAUGGAUUUCUGGCAGAAGAUGCUGGCUCUGGGAAACCAAGUUGGGAAACUCUACGUUUGGGAUCUUGAAGUGGAGGAUCCACACAAAGCAAAGUGCACCACCUUAACUCUCCCCAGAUGUACUUCAGCCAUCAGGCAAACGAGCUUCAGCCGUGACAGCGGUAUCUUGAUUGCCGUUUGUGACGAUGCCUCAAUCUGGCGUUGGGAUAGACUACGAUGAUGCUUUAUUUCACCUGUAAUAAGGUUAUUGUCCAAUAGAGAAACUUUUAGCUGUGUAUCACAACAUUUCUACAAUUGUACUUUUCUUACUUAACCAAUUAAACAGUUACAGAUUUCAGUUCUUUGCAUUGGACAUUUUUUAUAUGUUAAUUAGUUGUAUGUAUUAUAAGCACAUUUGUUGUGGGUCUGGGAGUGCAUAAAUGUGUGUGGUUUGCAAUGCAUGAACGUCAAGAUUUUUUUUUUUCUUCUAAAUGAACCCAAGCCACUUUAAGCAAUUGCCUAGCUUUUAAAAAUGUUUACGUGAUUGUUUAAGUGUGAUUUAGGUGUAAAUUUGAUGGCCCAAAAAAAUCUGAUUUUAUGGCUUGUCUGAAAAUCUAUCUAAUAUAUAUUUUGUAAAAUCAGGAACAAAAUGCCCAGUAAAUAAUUGGCAUGUUUUCACGUGUUAGUGCUUAUGUUGAUGAGUCAAAACUGGGAUAACCAAAAUCAUAUCUCUUUUCAAGACUACCACUGAAGACAAUCAAACCCACACACUAUGCCUUUCAGCCCAAGGAGCAUAUGUGUAAUGUAAAAUGAAAUGUGUUCUGCUAAAUUUGGAUUAUAUUAUGGAUUGUCAGUGUUCGGCAAAUUAUUAUAUUAGUAUGCUAGGUUUAACUAUUUAUCUAGUUUCUGUCAGGCAGAUGUGAUUAUAUAGCCAUUUCUUUUUUGUCAAAUUACAUUUUUGCUUGAUCUGGAAUAUUUGUGGAGUGUUCGUAAUCCAUUGUCAUCAAUUAAUUACGAAAAUUGUUUAUUCCCACCAUUACAAAUGGUCUGUAUGUCUCAAAUUCCCCAUUAGUUCCUGUUAACUCCACCUCUGAUAAUUCUAAUGUUACAACUGUAAUCCUACAUGAAAAUUUUUCACAAUAAAAUCAUGUUUUUCUCUA
This is a messenger RNA of Hypomesus transpacificus, 2359 nucleotides long. RefSeq names its product embryonic ectoderm development (gene eed). Gene Ontology annotation, cellular component: ESC/E(Z) complex. Bases 112 to 1440 code for a protein of 442 amino acids. Gene Ontology annotation, molecular function: nucleosome binding; protein binding. The record is from RefSeq and is a predicted model, not a curated record. Gene Ontology annotation, biological process: negative regulation of transcription by RNA polymerase II. NCBI's taxonomy places the organism in Eukaryota, Metazoa, Chordata, Actinopteri, Osmeriformes, Osmeridae. The transcript is spliced from 12 exons.